GGCCGUGGCGCGUGGGCAGGUGUGGGCGUCCGUGAGCGCGCGGGGUCUCUGGCGGUGGACCUGCAGGUAGUCUCCGCCGGUGCUGAAGGCUUUUGUCUGCACACUUUCCCCUCAGCGCUGGGGACGACCUGAUUUCACUGUUAGGAACUGUUGAUCCUGAACACAGGAAGAGGGACGCGCCAGCUGUGUGCACGUCUCCUGAGAGCCAAAAGGGCGAAAUAAAACAUGAACACGAUCAUAAUGAGAUUCUGAAGAUAUUUUGAGCACUAUUAUAAUACAUGCAUUGGCUCAAUACAUGAAUUGGAUCAAAUCUUCAGCAUUAACAAGAUCAUAUUUUGGCUAAAGUCAAAAUCUUGGACUACAGUUUAUUUAUCAAGCAUGCUGAUCCCAUUUUCAAUGAAGAAUUGCUUCCAGUUACUUUAUAACCGCCAGGUCCCAGCAGCUGGCUUUAAAAAAACGGUAAAAAAUGGAUUCAUUAUACAUUCAAUUUCCAAUGAUGUCUAUCAAAAUCUGGCUGUAGAAGACUGGAUCCAUGACCAUAUGAAUCUAGAAGACAAACCAAUUCUAUUCUUUUGGCGGAAUUCUCCCUCUGUUGUAAUUGGUAGGCAUCAAAAUCCUUGGCAGGAAUGUAACCUGAAUCUGAUGAGAGAAGAAGGUAUAAAACUGGCUCGGAGAAGAAGUGGAGGAGGAGCAGUCUACCAUGAUAUGGGUAAUAUCAAUUUGACUUUCUUUACAACCAAAAAAAAGUAUGAUAGAAUGGAAAAUCUGAAACUAAUUGUGAGAGCUCUGAAUGCUAUCCACCCUCAGCUCGAUGUGCAGGCUACCAAAAGGUUUGACCUUUUACUUGAUGGACAGUUUAAAAUCUCAGGAACAGCCUCUAAGAUUGGCCGGACCACUGCCUAUCACCAUUGCACUUUAUUAUGUAGUACUGAUGGGACGUUCUUGUCUUCUUUGCUGAAGAGCCCUUACCAAGGGAUCAGGAGCAAUGCCACUGCUAGCAUACCUUCCUUAGUGAAAAAUCUUUUGGAAAAGGAUCCCACUCUGACCUGUGAAGUACUAAUGAAUGCUGUCGCUACAGAGUAUGCUGCUUAUCAUCAAACUGAUAAUCACAUUCACCUAAUAAACCCAACGGAUGAGACACUGUUUCCUGGGAUAAAUAGCAAAGCUGAGGAACUACAAACCUGGGAGUGGAUAUAUGGCAAAACUCCAAAGUUUAGUAUAAAUACUUCCUUUAAUGUGUUAUAUGAGCAGUCACACUUGAACAUUAAAGUAUUCAUAGACAUAAAGAAUGGAAAAAUUGAAAUCUGUAAUAUUGAAGCACCUGAUCAUUGGUUGCCAUUAGAAAUACUUGACAAAUUAAAUUCAAGUCUUGUUGGCAGUAAGUUUUGUCCAACUGAAACUACCAUGCUAACAAAUAUAUUACUUAGAACAUGUCCACAAGACCACAAACUACACAGUAAAUGGAAUAUUCUCUGUGAAAAAAUUAAAGGAAUAAUGUGAUUUUAAGUAAAUUUCUUAAUCAGUUAAGUUAGAAAAUAAAGUCUCAUACAUGCACAUUG
Molecule: messenger RNA, 1559 nt
Organism: Sapajus apella (tufted capuchin)
Lineage: Eukaryota; Metazoa; Chordata; Mammalia; Primates; Cebidae
Gene: LIPT1
Product: lipoyltransferase 1
Exons: 3
Coding region: 379-1500 (373 amino acids)
Biological process (GO): protein lipoylation
Cellular component (GO): mitochondrion; cytoplasm
Molecular function (GO): lipoyltransferase activity
Source: RefSeq, a predicted model, not a curated record